Messenger RNA from Urocitellus parryii (Arctic ground squirrel), 738 nucleotides. The record is from RefSeq and is a predicted model, not a curated record. NCBI's taxonomy places the organism in Eukaryota, Metazoa, Chordata, Mammalia, Rodentia, Sciuridae.
AUGCUGUCCAUAUGUUUUACGACCUUAUCACCCCAUAUUUUCCUUGAGAUUCACCAACAACAUGAACCCAGAAACCAAGCAGCAGUUUCAGAAUUCCUGCUCCUGGGACUGACAGAUGACCCAGCCCUGCAGCCCCUCCUCUUCAGCCUGUUCCUGUCCAUGUACCUGGUCACCAUCCUGGGAAACCUGCUCAUCAUCCUGGCCAUCAGCUCUGACUCCCACCUCCACACCCCCAUGUACUUCUUCCUCUCCAACCUGUCCCUCACUGACAUCUCCUUAAGCACCAUCAUGGUCCCCAAGAUGCUGGUGAACAUCCAGAGACAGAGCAAGAGCAUCAGUUACGCAGGCUGCCUCACCCAGGUCUACUUUGCUCUGGUUUUUGUUGGAAUGGAAAACUUUCUCCUGGCAGCAAUGGCUUUUGACCAUUAUGUGGCCAUCUGCCAUCCACUCAGGUACACAGUCAUCAUGAAUCUGCGCCUCUGUGUCCUUAUGACUCUGACCUCUUUGUGCAUCAGCACUGUGGACGCCCUGCUGCACACUCUGAUGGUGCUGAGACUGUCCUUCUGCACAGACCUGGAGAUCCCCCACUUCUUCUGUGAACUUGCUCAGAUGAUUCACCUGGCCUGUUCGGAUACGUUCAUUGACAACAUCCUUGUCUAUAUCGCAGCUGUCAUAUUUGGUGGUGNGGCUUCAGCUUCCAGUGGGAAAGGCAAGACUGCUACUGUGUUCUCAAAGUAG